This is a messenger RNA of Helianthus annuus (common sunflower), 1492 nucleotides long. Its product is annotated as isocitrate dehydrogenase [NAD] regulatory subunit 1, mitochondrial. The transcript is spliced from 4 exons. Bases 138 to 1244 code for a protein of 368 amino acids. Gene Ontology annotation, cellular component: mitochondrion. The record is from RefSeq and is a predicted model, not a curated record. Gene Ontology annotation, molecular function: isocitrate dehydrogenase (NAD+) activity. Gene Ontology annotation, biological process: tricarboxylic acid cycle; isocitrate metabolic process. NCBI's taxonomy places the organism in Eukaryota, Viridiplantae, Streptophyta, Magnoliopsida, Asterales, Asteraceae.
UAUUGAAAAGUCAAUCCUCUCUCCCCCUCCAAUUAUUCCCUUGCUACCUCCACUUGCAUAUCAAUCACCAAAAUUCCCCAAUCGAAACCCUAAUCUUCUUCACGAACCCUAAUCGGAUCAAAUCAACAUCUGCAUCAAUGGCGAGACGCACUCAAUCGAUCCUCAAACAACUCCUCAACCGCCACCCUCCACCCCUCUCCACCACCUCCAGAUCCGUCACCUACAUGCCCCGUCCCGGCGACGGCGCUCCACGCACCGUAACCCUAAUUCCAGGCGACGGCAUCGGUCCUCUCGUCACCGGAGCCGUGGAACAAGUCAUGGAGGCGAUGCACGCGCCGAUCUACUUCGAAAAGUUCGAUGUUCACGGCGACAUGAAGACGAUUCCGACGGAGGUUUUGGAUUCGAUCAGGAGGAAUAAGGUGUGUUUGAAAGGUGGAUUGAAUACGCCUAUGGGUGGAGGUGUGAGUUCGUUGAAUGUGCAGUUGAGGAAGGAGCUUGAUCUAUACGCGUCGCUUGUGAAUUGUUUUAAUUUGCCUGGGUUGGUGACACGCCAUGAGAAUGUGGAUAUUGUUGUGAUUAGGGAGAAUACUGAAGGGGAGUAUGCUGGGUUGGAGCAUGAGGUUGUUCCUGGUGUUGUCGAGAGUUUGAAGGUGAUCACAAAGUUCUGCUCAGAACGUAUUGCAAAAUACGCCUUCGAGUAUGCUUACCUCAACAACCGAAAAACAGUGACAGCUGUACACAAAGCAAAUAUUAUGAAACUGGCAGAUGGUUUGUUUCUAGAAUCAUGCAGAGAAAUUGCAAGCAAGUAUCCUAGCAUUAAAUACAAUGAAAUUAUCGUGGACAAUUGCUGCAUGCAGCUUGUUUCUAAGCCUGAACAAUUUGAUGUCAUGGUGACUCCUAAUCUUUAUGGAAAUUUGGUCUCAAAUACUGCUGCGGGUAUUGCCGGGGGUACCGGUGUCAUGCCUGGAGGUAAUGUGGGGGCUGAUCAUGCGGUAUUCGAGCAAGGUGCAUCGGCGGGAAAUGUCGGAAAACAGAAAUUUGUAGAGAGAAAGACUGCAAAUCCCGUUGCAUUGCUGAUGUCAUCAGCCAUGAUGCUUAGACAUCUUCAGUUCCCUUCGUUUGCAGACCGACUUGAGAACUCUGUGAAGAGUGUAAUUUUGGAGGGAAAAUACCGAACUAAAGAUCUUGGUGGGAACAGCACCACUCAGGAAGUCGUUGAUGCUGUCAUUGGUAAACUUGGAUGAUAGAGGUUUUCGUCAUUUUGUUGCUUUAUACAGGAUUUUUGCUUCUUUGGAGAUUCUGAUUUCUUUGUGAAUAACUUGGCCUUUGAGGCGGGAAUACUUGAAUAAGAACCAAUCAUGAUACGUUCAUGUUACGUAUUUAUUUGUGCUGAUUUGAACGAUGAGAUGUUACAUCGAGGAGGCAAUAUUAUUGUAGCAAAAUUCAAGUUCAAUUUCACUUGAAGCUAAACAUAGUUACCUUUUUUUGCUUU